This is a messenger RNA of Sorghum bicolor (sorghum), 4224 nucleotides long. RefSeq names its product phytosulfokine receptor 1. The record is from RefSeq and is a predicted model, not a curated record. Lineage: Eukaryota; Viridiplantae; Streptophyta; Magnoliopsida; Poales; Poaceae. The transcript has a single exon. Gene Ontology annotation, molecular function: protein kinase activity; receptor serine/threonine kinase binding; ATP binding. Gene Ontology annotation, biological process: protein phosphorylation. Bases 762 to 3926 code for a protein of 1054 amino acids.
AAAAAUAGUAGUAAUAGCGUAGCAAACCGCAAGCAACAAGCUAAGAGUUUGCAGUAGUUCCAAGGCAAAUUUAAAUUUUUUUAAACAUAAGGGAUCUAGUAUUUCGUAUAAAAAAAUCGACACAUACAACUUCACUUGCACGAUUCCAAACUGGUAUAGCUCUUCAUGUCUUUCACUGUUCUGCAACGGUUUCGCGAAUAUUAUCUUCCAUAAUCACGGUUAAUAUUUUAUUUCUGAUAAUACGGGCACAAAGGCAGCACUAAUCCGGCUGGGGCAAUAUUCAUUAAUAUCUAUUUGGUAUGCAGGUUCUAUCCCCAGAAUGGUCUGCUUUCGUGAUAGUUACAAUACUCAUGUUCAUCAGGGAAGCCAAAUGGAGAGAAAGGGAGACUGAGAACGACGGUUAGGCAGGCCAGUUUUGAACAGAGGUCAAAAGAUUUCCGUCCAUGGAUUCUCUCAGCAAGUUGAAAAGGACAAUCAAUUCGCCGAAGAAAACUCGGGCCACCCACGGCUGAGUGCCUGCACAAUCACAAGUCAAAACCGACGCACGCCGCGCCGCGCCGUCCCAGGCAACACUACCGUCCCAUCGUCUCCCUCCCACCUCCCUUCCCUUCUUCCCUCCAUUGUUGCUACCGGUGCAAGCUACCAGGCGAGUCCAGCUUCCCGUGCCAUAUGGCCUAGCUGUUGUGAAGGUCCUGAAAAGACCGAGCAAGAAGCCUCUUCUUCCCCGCCCAGCGUCGUCACUGUGCUGCAUCCUUGCUUCUAUGGAGCAUUUCUUGAUGCAACGCACCACCACAUGGCCAUGCCGUUUCUCCCUGUGCUUGUCUGUCUUGGUACUGCUGCUCUUCCUGUCUCCAGUCGACUCCCUGAACCAGAGCUCCAGCUCCUGCGACCCGGGUGAUCUUAAAGCCCUGGAGGGCUUCUACAAAGGCCUCGACCGGGGCAUCGCUGGCUGGACGUUCCCAAACGGCACCUCCGACGCGGCCAGCUGCUGUGCAUGGCUCGGUGUCACGUGCGAUGGCAGCGGGAAGGUCAUCGGGUUGGACCUCCAUGGCCGGAGGCUGAGGGGCCAGCUGCCGCUCUCGCUCACGCAGCUGGACCAGCUCCAGUGGCUCAACCUCUCCGACAACAACUUCGGUGGUGCCGUCCCCGCGCCUCUGUUCCAGCUCCAGAGGCUGCAGCAGCUCGACCUCAGCUACAACGAGCUUGCUGGCAUACUCCCAGACAACAUGUCUCUCCCAUUGGUCGAGCUCUUCAAUAUAUCCUACAACAACUUCAGUGGCUCCCACCCCACGCUCCGUGGUUCAGAGCGUCUCAUCGUGUUUGAUGCAGGGUACAACUCCUUUGCCGGGCAGAUUGAUACAAGCAUCUGUGAAUCGUCUGGUGAAAUCAGUGUGCUGCGAUUCUCAUCCAAUCUCUUUACUGGGGACUUCCCAGCGGGCUUCGGGAACUGCACAAAGCUCGAGGAGCUGUAUGUGGAACUCAACAUCAUCUCCAGGAGAUUGCCAGAAGACCUAUUCAGGCUGCCAUCUCUGAAGAUCCUGUCUCUGCAAGAGAAUCAACUCUCUGGGGGGAUGAGCCCAAGGUUCGGUAACCUGUCCAACCUUGAUAGGCUGGACAUAUCUUUCAAUUCAUUCUCUGGGCACAUUCCCAAUGUUUUUGGUAGCCUCCGCAAGUUGGAGUUCUUCUCUGCACAGUCCAACCUCUUCAGGGGUCCAUUGCCUCCCUCGCUGUGCCAUUCACCGUCACUGAAGAUGCUGUACCUGAGGAACAAUUCGUUGAAUGGAGAGAUCAACCUCAAUUGCUCAGCAAUGACACAACUUAGCUCACUCGACCUUGGCACAAAUAAGUUCAUUGGCACAAUCUAUAGUUUGUCGGAUUGCCGUAAUCUGAAAAGCCUGAACCUUGCCACAAACAACCUCAGUGGUGAAAUCCCUGCUGGUUUCAGGAAGCUUCAGUCGCUAACCUACCUCUCACUUUCAAACAAUAGCUUCACGGAUAUGCCUUCAGCAUUAUCUGUCCUUCAGGACUGUCCAAGUCUAACAAGCCUCGUGCUCACAAAGAACUUCCAUGAUCAGAAGGCCUUGCCGAUGACUGGGAUACAAGGUUUUCACAGCAUCCAAGUGUUUGUCAUUGCAAAUAGCCAUCUUUCAGGACCGGUACCACCAUGGCUAGCUAAUUUCACACAAUUGAAGGUUCUAGAUCUGUCAUGGAAUCAAUUGACCGGGAAUAUUCCUGCAUGUAUUGGUGAUCUUGAGUUUCUGUUCUAUUUGGAUCUAUCCAAUAAUUCACUUAGUGGAGAAAUUCCAGAAAACUUGUCUAACAUGAAGGCCCUUGUAACAAGAAAGAUCUCACAGGAAUCUACAGAGACUGAUUAUUUUCCUUUCUUCAUCAAAAGAAACAAGACAGGAAAAGGGUUGCAGUACAAUCAGGUUAGCAGCUUCCCACCCUCCCUAGUUCUCAGCCAUAACAAGCUGACAGGCCCCAUAUUAUCGGGCUUUGGGAUCCUCAAGCACCUACAUGUAUUGGACCUCAGCAACAACAAUAUUUCUGGUACAAUUCCUGAUGAUCUAUCAGGGAUGUCAAGCUUGGAAUCCUUGGAUCUGUCACAUAAUAAUCUUACUGGAGGCAUCCCAUAUUCAUUAACGAAGCUGAAUUUUCUAUCAAGCUUCAGUGUAGCAUACAACAAUCUGAAUGGUACCAUUCCAUCAGGAGGUCAAUUCUCGACAUUCAGUAGUUCUGCUUAUGAGGGUAACCCCAAACUCUGUGGCAUUCGCCUAGGCCUACCCCGGUGUCAUUCAACUCCUGCUCCUACAAUUGCUGCAACAAAUAAGAGGAAGAACAAGGGCAUCAUAUUUGGAAUAGCUAUGGGUAUUGCAGUUGGGGCAGCAUUUAUUUUAUCUAUUGCUGUUAUAUUUGUGCUGAAGAGUAGCUUCAACAAGCAGGAUCAUACAGUAAAGGCUGUCAAAGAUACUAAUCAAGCCCUCGAGUUGGCACCAGCCUCACUGGUACUACUGUUUCAGGACAAGGCUGAUAAGGCAUUGACCAUCGCUGACAUUUUGAAAUCGACAAACAACUUUGAUCAGGCUAACAUCAUCGGUUGUGGUGGCUUUGGUCUAGUGUACAAGGCAACAUUGCAAGAUGGAGCAGCAAUCGCUAUCAAACGACUAUCAGGUGAUUUUGGUCAGAUGGAACGGGAGUUCAAAGCAGAAGUGGAGACGUUAUCAAAAGCUCAGCAUCCCAAUCUUGUGCUUCUGCAAGGUUACUGCAGAAUUGGCAGUGAUAGACUCCUGAUCUACUCUUUCAUGGAAAAUGGCAGCCUAGACCAUUGGCUUCAUGAAAAGCCAGAUGGUCCCUCUAGAUUAAUCUGGCCAAGAAGGCUUCAGAUAGCAAAAGGAGCAGCAAGAGGUUUGGCAUACCUACAUCUGUCAUGCCAACCUCAUAUUCUCCAUCGUGAUGUCAAGUCAAGUAACAUCCUUCUAGAUGAGAAUUUUGAAGCCCAUUUGGCUGAUUUUGGGCUUGCUCGGCUUAUUUGUCCCUAUGCCACACAUGUGACCACUGACCUAGUUGGCACACUGGGUUAUAUUCCCCCUGAGUACGGCCAGUCUUCAGUAGCCACUUUCAAGGGUGAUGUUUAUAGUUUUGGCAUUGUCCUUCUGGAGUUAUUAACUGGAAAGAGGCCUGUAGACAUGUGCAAGCCGAAGGGAGCACGGGAGUUAGUCUCAUGGGUUACACAUAUGAAAAAGGAAAACCGUGAAGCUGAUGUCUUGGACCGUGCAAUGUAUGAUAAGAAAUUUGAGACGCAAAUGAUACAGAUGAUUGAUGUUGCUUGUCUGUGCAUAAGUGAUUCACCAAAACUGCGGCCAUUAACACAUCAGUUAGUGCUAUGGCUUGACAACAUUGGUGUGACCAGUGAUGCACCAAAGUGAGGCAAGUUCAACGACAGCGGCCAUUGGGGAAAUCCUUGUGUUUAAUUGAUCCUCUCUCGGAUGAAUGUUCUUCUCUAGUGAGAAAUGUAAGAUAAUGCAUGAUGAUUGUAUAUUCAAUAAUGCAUGCUUCAUGAGAGUCUAACUUGCUAAUUAAGAAUAGAAAAGAAACUCUGUUAUUUUGCAUGCAGUAGUUACAAUUUUCGGGUGGUUUAUGGAAGUUUUGCUUCUUUCUUGACCUUGGUGUGAAUAUCAUGUAUAUAGUUACAGGGAAUUUUCUAAAUAAAGGAAUAAUUAAGUA